AUGGUUCAGCUUUCCAAAUUCCUUGCCGUCGCAGCUGCAUUCUUGGCAGCCCCUGCUAUCGCCCAUCCAGGCGAAAAGCAUGAUCCCCAUGUCCUGAAGCGCGAGAUCCAUACUCGUGAUGCCAUGGCUGCCCACGCAAAGCGCUCCCUUGGUGGUUGCGAAAGCACCAUUCACGCGCGUGAACUCCACAAGCGUAGUAUCGCCCGUCGUUCUCGUACUGUCCAAAAGCUCCGUCAGAAGCGCGGCAUCACUGCGACCCCUCAGAAAUGGCGUCGCAACCUAGCUGCUCUGGAGAAGUGGGAGGCCAUCGACCACAACCGUACUAGCCUCUUGGACUACAGCCCUGCUACCCCAGAGUCUGUCAUUUUUGCUGCUAAUACAAGCUGCAUUCUGUCCCCUACUAUCACCGAUGGCCCCUACUAUGUUUGGGGAGAGGUCGUGCGCCAGAAUGUGAAGGAAGAGCUAUACUCAGAAGGCGUCGAUGUUUUCCUUGAGGUGCAGUACAUCGACAUCAACACUUGCAAGCCUGUGCCUGGUGCACUGGUCGAUAUCUGGCAGGCCAAUGCCACCGGUGUGUAUAGUGGUAUCUCAGAGUCUGGCAAUUAUGCUGCCGAUGGCUGGGACUCUACCUACCUGCGCGGUAUUCAGCAAACCGACCGUGACGGUGUGGCUACCUUCGAAAGCAUCUUUCCCGGCCACUACGAAGGUCGUGCGACGCACACCCACCUUCUUACCCACCUGAACGCAACCCUUCUUCCCAACAAGACCCUCGAGGUUGGCACUGGCAGUGUCGCCCACAUCGGCCAGCUAUUCUGGAACGAGGUACUCCGCUCCGCCGUUGAGGAGACCUAUCCCUACAGUACGAACACCCAAAACGUGACUUCGAACGCCGAAGACAUGUGGAGCAUCGAACAGGCUGACAGUGCCUACGACCCCUUUCCGGAGUACAUUUACCUUGGAGAUAACCUCGACGAUGGUUUGUUCGCAUGGAUCCAAAUCGGAAUCAAUGCGACAGCCGAUUUCACCGACAACUCUUACUACAGUAUUGCGGCGUAUUAUGAUGCCGAUGGUGGCCACGAAAAUGAGGAUAGCUCGUUUGCCGGCGGCAGCGGUAGCGGCGGCGGUGGUGCCCCAAGUGGCUCUGCUCCCAGUGGUACCAUGUUUAGCUCUUCGCCUAGUGCUUCCGCGUGA
Molecule: messenger RNA, 1191 nt
Organism: Penicillium soppii
Lineage: Eukaryota; Fungi; Ascomycota; Eurotiomycetes; Eurotiales; Aspergillaceae
Product: intradiol ring-cleavage dioxygenase
Exons: 3
Coding region: 1-1191 (396 amino acids)
Molecular function (GO): oxidoreductase activity, acting on single donors with incorporation of molecular oxygen, incorporation of two atoms of oxygen; ferric iron binding
Source: RefSeq, a predicted model, not a curated record